AUUCUCUCAUCCUCUCUCACCUUCUCUCAGCGCUCUGUUUAGUUAGCCACACCCAAAAAGAUUCCCUGCUUCUGCUACUCACUAUUUUAUUUGUGUUCAUGUGAGGCUGUUAUUAAUUAGUAAAACACAAGACAAGCACAGAGGCAUGAGUUGCAACGGUUGCCGCGUUCUUCGAAAGGGUUGCAGUGAGUCAUGUAUUUUGCGCCCUUGCUUGCAGUGGAUGGAAACCGCUGAAGCCCAAGGCCACGCCACUGUCUUCGUAGCCAAAUUCUUUGGUCGUGCUGGUCUUAUGUCUUUCAUUUCCAACGUUCCCCAAAACCAACGACCUGCUCUGUUUCAGUCCCUGCUGUUUGAAGCGUGCGGAAGAACGGUCAACCCGGUCAACGGUGCCGUGGGCCUUCUCUGGACCGGAAACUGGCACGUGUGCCAGGCGGCGGUCGAGACUGUGCUGCGAGGCGGCACCCUCAGGCCCAUACCGGAGCUUAUGGGCCUCGAGGCUCCUGCCUCCGCCGCCGACGAGGCAUCGGAGGCCGAAGUCGCCUGCACCGACACUUGGAGGAUCCGAGAGCCCAAUCCGAACCCAAAUUUCCGGUUCACAAGUUCGCGAUCUCAUAACAAGGUCUCUUCCAGCGGGAAAAGGAAGCGAUCGGAGGAGCUCGUGAAGCUUCAGGCGGGGCCGAAUCUCGAUCUUCGUUUGACUCCGAUUUUCCUGCAAAAGGUGGAGAAGCGUCGGUCGGGCUCACCGUCGAUGACCUCGGAGGAAUCGGUUACGACGACGGCGUGCCUUGAAAGUGGGAUUGGAGAUCAGUGGGGUCACGGCGGAGACCGGAAAGUUCUCAACCUUUUCAUUUGAGGACUCUCUCUGUGUACGCGGUGUCUCAUGGUUAAUUAACGGGUCCCGCGCGUGUAGUUUGUUUUCAUGGUGUAAUAUUCCUCUAUUUAAUUGCUUACUUAUAUAUUUUGGAGAAGAGGGUUCUUCCCGGAUUUGAAAUUCGGCGAGUUUUUGUGAGACACUGGCACAGGAUUUCUCUACUGAGAAAGAUGAGGGUUCGUCGGUGAUCCCUUCUCCUUUGUUUUUCUUUUUCUUUUUAAGUUUUGUCUUUUUUUUUUUUUUUGUGCCAAACAUGAAAUAUGUAAGCAGUCCUCUGACAGUGGGACAUGAAUAUUAAAUAAAAAUAAAGACUAGAUAUUUCUUUUGUUUUUC
This is a messenger RNA of Abrus precatorius (Indian licorice), 1204 nucleotides long. RefSeq names its product LOB domain-containing protein 37-like. Bases 146 to 853 code for a protein of 235 amino acids. The transcript has 2 exons. NCBI's taxonomy places the organism in Eukaryota, Viridiplantae, Streptophyta, Magnoliopsida, Fabales, Fabaceae. Gene Ontology annotation, biological process: regulation of gene expression. The record is from RefSeq and is a predicted model, not a curated record.